This is a messenger RNA of Vicugna pacos (alpaca), 1121 nucleotides long. RefSeq names its product ATP synthase mitochondrial F1 complex assembly factor 2 (gene ATPAF2). Lineage: Eukaryota; Metazoa; Chordata; Mammalia; Artiodactyla; Camelidae. Gene Ontology annotation, biological process: mitochondrial proton-transporting ATP synthase complex assembly. The record is from RefSeq and is a predicted model, not a curated record. Gene Ontology annotation, cellular component: mitochondrion.
ACAUGGCGGCGCCCAGGGAGGCUGAGGACGCCGGCGGCCGGUGAGACGCUGCGUGCGGCCCCCCUAUCCUGUGUUUCCCGCGCUCAGCUCUCACGCGGUUGUCCUCCCAGGCCCCCGCGCGAUGUGGAGGAGCUGCCUCCGGCUGCGGGACGCAGGGCGCCGCCUUCUGAACCGGCCCCGGGGCAGUUUCACCGCUUCCGAGGGGUCGGGGCCGAGCCCCUCGACCCCUGCCCGGGCCUACGCGCCCCCGGCAGAGAGGAAGAGGUUUUAUCAGAACGUCAGCAUCGCACAGGGUGAAGGUGGCUUUGAGAUCAACCUAGACCACAGGAAGCUGCGAACUCCCGGAGCCAAGAUCUUCACUGUCCCCAGCGAGGCCCUCGCCGUGGCAGUGGCCACCGAGUGGGACUCCCAGCAGGACACCAUCAGGCCCUACACCAUGCACCUGACCACGCUGUGCAACACGGCUCUGGACAACCCAACCCAGCGAGACAAGGACCAGCUGAUUCGGGCGGCUGUCAAGUUCCUGGACACGGACACCAUCUGCUACAGGGUGGAGGAGCCGGAGGCGCUGGCGGAGCUGCAGAGGCGCGAGUGGGACCCGGUGGCAGAGUGGGCCGAGAGGAGGUACAGCGUGGAGAUUGGCUCCUCUACCAGCAUCCUGGGGCCCAGCAUCCCAGCCCGGACUCGGGAGGUGCUGGCCAGCCACCUGGCCUCUUACAGCAUGUGGGCCCUGCAGGGGAUUGAGUUUGUAGUGACCCAGCUCAAGUCCAUAGUGCUGACCUUGGGCCUGCUCGACCGGCACCUGACAGUGGAGCAGGCCGUGCUGCUGUCGCGCCUGGAGGAGGAGUACCAGAUCCAGAGGUGGGGCAGCAUCGAGUGGGCACACGACUACGAGCGGCAGGAGCUGCGGGCCCGCACAGCCGCCGGCACCCUCUUUGUCCACCUCUGCUCCGAGAGCACGACGGUCAAGCACAAGCUCCUGCAGGCCGGCGGCUGACCCUGUGGUCCCCGCACCGCGCCACCCCGACACCCUGCGGCCGGGAGCAGCUCGGGCCGAGCCCGGCACGCGUGUAUGAAGGACUCUGAUUUUAUUAAAUGGUUCUCGCAGGUAAACGUGUGGA